AUGCAAGUUUUGGGGUUCAAGAAAAUUCAAGAUCACAAGGAUUCAUCCAUUGGAAAGGAGUUGGAUGAUUGUAUGACCGAUUGGGGGAUUACAAAAUUUCUAACUAUCACAGUUGACAAUACGACUACCAAUGAUGGUGCAAUUGAUUGGUUUAAGCGAAAUUGCAUUGUGAAGGAAGAUACAAUUCUUGACAAUGUGUUUAUACAUGUUAGAUGCUAUGCUCAUAUUAUAAAUCUUAUAGUCAAUGAGGGUUUGAAAGAAGUUGGUGAGUCAAUAAUUAAGGUCCGCAAAAUUGUGAAGUAUGUGAUGGGGCUUGACAAGUUUAAGUCUAUAGUUGAGCAACUAAAAAUCCCACAUUCAAGUAUGUUGAUCUUGGACGUUCCCACUCGAUGGAACUCCACAUACACGAUGUUGGAGGUAGCGCAAAAGUAUCUGAGAUCCUUUGAGAGGAUGGAGGUUGAAGAUGGAGCUCUCAAAUAUGCUUUGUUGGAGGAUACUAUGGGGAGAAGGGGGCUCGGUCCGCCAGACACUGUUGAUUGGGAAAAUCUUGAGGAGCUUUUAGGACUUUAUGACCAUUUGCGAGAGAGUUGUGAAAGCAGUGUCGGGUUGUUGAAUGAUAUGGCUAUAAGGAUGAAAUUUAAGUAUGAUAAAUAUUGGGGGGAUGGUGAGAAAAUCAACAAAUUAUUAUUGGUGGUUGCAAUUCUUGACUCCCAAUAUAAGUUGGUUAUUGUAGAGUUUUGCAUUAGAGAUGUACUUGGUAAUGACAAGGCUGAACAGUUCAUUGGAGUGUUGGAGUAUGAUAUUGAUGCCUUGUAUAACCAUUACAACAACAAUGGUGGUCAGUCUUGA
This is a messenger RNA of Juglans microcarpa x Juglans regia, 849 nucleotides long. Its product is annotated as zinc finger BED domain-containing protein RICESLEEPER 3-like. NCBI's taxonomy places the organism in Eukaryota, Viridiplantae, Streptophyta, Magnoliopsida, Fagales, Juglandaceae. The transcript is spliced from 2 exons. Gene Ontology annotation, molecular function: DNA binding. The coding region runs from base 1 to 849 and encodes 282 amino acids. The record is from RefSeq and is a predicted model, not a curated record.